Salvelinus fontinalis (brook trout) is the source of this 6223-nucleotide messenger RNA. RefSeq names its product ubiquitin carboxyl-terminal hydrolase 44-like. Gene Ontology annotation, molecular function: cysteine-type deubiquitinase activity; zinc ion binding. Gene Ontology annotation, biological process: protein deubiquitination. The record is from RefSeq and is a predicted model, not a curated record. Bases 1875 to 4196 code for a protein of 773 amino acids. The transcript has 5 exons. Lineage: Eukaryota; Metazoa; Chordata; Actinopteri; Salmoniformes; Salmonidae. Gene Ontology annotation, cellular component: cytoplasm.
ACCGCGGACGCGCUCGAGCCAACACCACGCGACAAGAGUAGAUACAAGAUGGCGACCGUUUUAGUACCAGAGGAAUAAGUGCCGUGAAGGAUAGGUAUGGUACUUUUUCAAUUUUCGCCUUUCUUUACAAUUCGUGUCAGUUGUAAUAGUGUACACAUUCCUCUGAAAACUAACUAGCAUGUUUGAUAAACAAUUCAAACCCUGACGUAUUGACCCCUAAAGUAUUUAGACUUGGCUUGACAAUAUUAGCUUGGUUGCUGCUAGCCAUGUAGCUAGCUAUGUUACUCACCACGUUAGCCAACAAACUAGCUAGAUACUUUAUUAUUUUACUAGCGAUUGUUUAGCUAUCUUACGCUAGAUAUUCGAUUUGUGUUUAUUUAGAAGAUACAUGCCGCCAGACAGAGAAAGAAAGCACAAGGGCACCUUAGGCGCGCGCACGAGCCUUCGCUAUCCUCCUCGAUAAGUUUACGAGUAGGUUCUUGUCAGCAGUAACGUUAGUCGUGUUAUAACUAUAGAUAGAUAGUGACAUCACGGAUAGAAGAAGGAGCGGUUAGUUACCAGUAUUUUGGUGACAUUGUUAGCUAGAGUUAGUUUUCAAAGUUGUCUUGCGGGGAUAAUUUACCAAUGUCGGGUGAGUUAAUGAAAUGGUAAACACGUUUGGGAAAGCUUGCUAGCUAAGUUAGCAGGUUUGAAAACACAUCUCUCGCUAUUUGUCAGUGUUGACUGGGUAAAAUUAGGCAGAAGCAAAGGAAUGUCCUUGCUAGUAACUGCCCACCAGAUCUAUUGUGGAUUAAAAAAACGGAAUAAUGUAUCACGAAUGUCGAUGGUUAUAAAACCACAAUUGCAUUGAUUAAAUGUUAUAUAAAAACAGUGGGAGUCAAAGGGGUACAAUGUUGACAGACUCAGUCAAGGCAUGCCAGCCAGAAACUCCUUCAGUGGUAACAGCUAACGUUACUUAUUUAAAUCAUACACAGGGAGUCUUGAAUGGUAAACAAACACCCCUUAGAACUUGGACAUGUGUAGUCAGUGUCAGUCUUGUCCUGUUUCUCCUCCUAAAUAUACUAUAGAUUGGUUCAUGGAGAAGGGUAACAGUAGCUGGGACUGGCAUCCUCUGAUCCUCAAGGUUAGUUUCCUUUUGAUCUUCCUAUCCAUCUCUUUCUCCAUUCCCUUUCUAUAUCCAUCUCUUCUCUUGCCCCUUUCUCUUUGUAAGGCUGCCUGUACACAUACAAAGGGUGCUCUACCCUCCCAGCUCAGCCCCCCUUUGUUUUCCAGGCUUAAGUCUCCCUUUGGCCUCAUUGGGGGGUGAUGAUGAUGGAGCUGAGACUCUAAAACAGAAAUCCCCAACCCCAGCAGUUUUCAAACUGUGCUACGGAAGUGCCUAACCCCCCAGGGUUAUGCAAACUGUUUUAAAGGGUACAUUAGAGGAAGGAAAUCUGUAAUGGCAGAAAACCACAUCUAAUCACCACAGUCAACAUGCAGGAUAUCGUCCUGUCUUUUUUGACAAUAAGUACCCAUGUUAGAGAGCUAACUGGUUAAAUGCGUGACCACAAGUUAUUAUAAAGACCAGAAUGGGUUGUGGGUUAAAAAGGUUUUGAUACAAUUGUUUUCACUAACAUGCAUCUUGUAAAACAAAGGAUCUCUUCAUACGAUUUGGGUAAGGCCUUUAGUGAGCGGAGAUUAGAGAAGUUUAAAGAGUUUUGUACAACUGCCUUUCUCUCUGUCUCUCUCUUCCUCCCCAGAUAAAGCCAUGCCGUGGGACCGCCCAGUUUCUGAGCUCGCAAUGGUGAUCUGAAGCCCCAGUGUGGACGUGUCACAUCCACACUCGCCUACCCACAGACACACACACGGACUGAGCCACCCAGCAAGUGUGUGCGAUGGACAGGUGUAAGCACGUGGGGCGGCUCAGGCUGGCCCCAGACCACUCCAUCCUCAACCCCCAGAAGUGGCAUUGCGUGGACUGCAACACCACAGAGUCGGUGUGGGCCUGCCUGGGCUGCGCCCACGUUGCGUGCGGCCGCUACAUCGAGGAGCACGCCCUGCAGCACUUCCUGCAGCAUCGCCACCCGUUGGCCAUAGAGGUCAACGAGCUCUAUGUCUUCUGUUACCUAUGUGACGACUACGUGCUCAACGACAACGCGACGGGAGACCUCAAGCUGCUGCGCUCCACGCUCAGCGCCAUCCAGAGCCAGCGCUACGAGGUCACCACCCGCUCAGGACGCACCUUGAGAUCGGCUAGCGCUCCGCCCGACGCCCCCCAGCCCUGCGGCUCCAGCGAACUGCAGCUGAGGGACGAGGACCGCAUGUUCACGGCGCUCUGGCACCGCCGCCGGGCACUGAUGGGUCGAGUGUUCCACACCUGGUUCAGCCUAACGGAAGGGGGGAAGAGGAGGGAGGAGGAGGAGAGGCAGAGAGAGGAGGAGGAGAGGCAGAGAGAGGAGGAGGAGAGGCAUAGAGAGGAGGAGGAGAGGAGGAGGAAGGAGUUGAGGGAGAGGAGGAAGACGUUGAAGAGGCAGCUACAGGAAGCGUUGGAGAGCGCCCCACCCAGGAAGAGUCAUCGCCUGAGGAGAGCCAGCCAGAGAGCUGCUGCCGCCGCUGCUGUCACCCCCUGCCCCACACGAACACGCACCACUUACACACCCCAGACCCACCUCGCCCCCCAACCAAGAACCCAGAGCCCCGCCACUCACACCUCCAAGAGAAUGGGCCGCCCCCCUAAAACCUCCGCGCCCAAACCCUCUCGCUACUCAACCCCCUCUUCUUCCACCAAAGGCAAACCCAGAGCAUCCUCUGCCCAAGCCCGGACUGCCCCCUCCCCGGCCCCCCGCCGUGCCCCCUCCAAACAGGGCGACUCGCCCCUCAAACGGCGGCCCACUGUCACUCCGGGUGUCACGGGUCUGCGUAACCUAGGCAACACGUGCUAUAUGAACUCCAUCCUGCAGGUGCUGAGCCACCUUCACAUCUUCAGGGAGUGUUUCCUCCGGCUGGACCUGACGCAGGCCCUGGAGCUGCUGGCCUCGGCUGUUCACGGCCAGCUGGUGGUUCCCAGCCCCGGGGGCCCUGUGUCGUCCUCCCCGCUGGUCCAGAGGAGAGGCCCCCAGGUGGGUGCUGGGCUAAGCGGGGGGGCCUCCAGGGCCCGGAGCAUGGAGCUGAUUCAGCCCAAGGAGCCCAGCUCCAAGCACAUCUCCCUGUGCCAUGAGCUGCACACACUCUUCCAGGUGAUGUGGUCGGGCAAGUGGGCGCUGGUGUCGCCCUUCGCCAUGCUGCACUCGGUGUGGCAGCUGAUCCCAGCCUUCCGGGGCUACGCCCAGCAGGAUGCCCAGGAGUUCCUGUGUGAGCUGCUUGACAAGGUGCAGCACGAGCUGGAGAGCACAGGGACUCGCACGCCGCACGCUGGUGUGUCAACCGGACAGAGACAUCUCAUCAAGCAGGUGCUCAGCAUAGUCAACACCAUCUUCCACGGUCAGCUCCUCAGCCAGGUGACGUGUCUAGCAUGUGACCACCGCUCCAACACGGUGGAACCUUUCUGGGACCUAUCGCUGGAGUUCCCCGAGCGUUACCACAGCAACAGCCGGGAGAGCGCAGCGCAGGUCUCGUGCCAGCUGACGGAGAUGCUGGCCAAGUUCACGGAGACCGAAGCCCUGGAGGGCAACAUCUACGCCUGCGACCAGUGCAACAGUAAGCGGCGGAGGUUCUCCUCCAAGCCUGUCAUCCUGACUGAAGCUCAGAAACAGCUGAUGGUUCACAAACUGCCUCAGGUCCUGCGCCUGCACCUCAAACGCUUCAGGUGGUCUGGGAGAAACCACAGGGAGAAGAUCGGGGUCCACGUCAGCUUUGACCAGCUCCUCAACAUGGAGCCAUACUGCUGCAGAGACCCCUCCCCCAAGGGCUCGCCAUGCUCCAGUCCCGCCCCUGCCGGCUCCCUGAGCCCCAAACACUUCCUGUAUGAACUGUCCGCUGUGGUGAUGCAUCAUGGGAAGGGCUUCGGCUCUGGCCACUACACUGCCUACUGCUACAACAAAGAAGGAAGGUUCUGGGUACACUGUAAUGACUCUAAGCUGAACGUGUGUUCUGUGGAGGAGGUAUGUGGUGCCCAGGCCUACAUACUCUUCUACACGCAGCGCUUCACUCAGGACCAGGACCCACUGAGCCCCGCCCCAUACCCUCCUCCUUUGUACCUCAGCAGUCCAGUGACAUGACAUCAGCAUUACCACCACCACCAAAACAUCUCAACCCCCCCUCUCUCACGCUCUUUCUUUGUGUUCAUUUUAUCUCCUCUGGGGGGAGGAAUGAUAAUUUUAUCAUUUAUUUUUCUAAAAGACACAAAAGACAUUUAUUUUUGUCUUUGUGAAUUUCUUGUACAUGUUGUUUUAAAAGAAAAGGAAAACGUGUUUGAUAGUGUACAGGUUUAUUUUAUCAAGAGUAUCAGCCAAGUUGUGCGUUGUAUUAUAGUCACGCCUUUACAGGAGUAGAGACAGACUUUGGCCAGGUGUGACUGUGUAAUCUAGUUCAGAUUUAUUCAGGUGUCAACCUUCUGCUCUUCUGUGCUGUUUUUAUUUUUCUCAAACGAUUUGAAUCAUCUAAAAUGUUUCUCACAGCCACUUUAGACAGUUGACUAAGGGAUGUCAGUCAGUCAAAUUCUCAACUGGAAUGUAGACUGAAACAGAUAAUUCCCUCCAUAAAUAGUUUUUUUUAGAGUUUAACCCCUUUAGUUUCACCAGAGACGUAAGGGAAAGCGAGACACCUCCCUCGCUCCUAUCUUCUGGUUCAUCUUAAUUUAUCCACCAUCUUUGGUAUCGCUUUCUGUAGUAAGUCCGGUCGGUCAGGAAAUGGUUCAUAAUUGACUACUGACCUCACGCCAAAGCACGAGGGAAACGUUUCAAAAGUAUCUCAGCUUCUCCAAAAACAAUUACAGAACAUUUGCAAGAUAUAUUCUUUGACUGGUUUUGGAAAAUCUAUUUUAUAACCAGUUUCCAAAGGGAUGUUUGUUUUUAGCUGAAUACUGCCCUCUGUCCAGAAUGUGGUGCUGGAGUUUUUAGGCCUGUUGCCGCCUAACUUUUGGUUGGCAUCCCUACAGCAUUUGCGGCUGCCACAGUCAUAAUUGUCAUAGAAAAGUGCCCUUCGUUAUCAGAACAUAUCUAUUUUUGUAGUUCCUUUGCCAGAAGUGUAUUCGGUAUCAGUUAUUUGUAGCAGAGACUGUGAAAUGCAGUCCUACCCAGGCCAGCAUUUAGAAUAUUGAAUGUAUUUUUGUAUACUUGAACAUCGAGGAUGUUUCACAAAAGUUGUUAAAAAAAACAAAACAGGGCCACUGACUGUUCGAUUUUUAUAGUUUUGUAAUUGAUUCCUUCCCCCUCUAGUUGUUUGGAAUCACCAGCAGGUCUGACCCGUCUCUCCUGUGUGUAUACCAGCAUAUGUGUUCACACAAUAUAGUUGGCUCUGUAUAAUGUAAGUAUAAAAUAGCCAGACUGAUGCAAGUAGAUCCUUGCUGUGUGUUUGUGAGAGAUCUCCAUGCUGGUACUAGCUUAACUGCUCUCAACCUAAAUGCUGUUCAUCUCUAGAUUCACCUUUUGGGGAGAAUUCAAAGCACAUUUCCACCCGAUAUGUUUGUUGGCAUUGUGCUCAUACUGCCUCGGGUGUGUACACAUUUAUGGAAGUGAUACUAUGCAAAUUCUUACCUCAAUUUUUAGAGAAUUACCUCAUGAGAAUAUAUUUUAAUUUUUCUAAGAAAACACUAAUUUCUUGUGUACUUUUUUAAAAAUCUGCACCACUUAAUUCAGUUAAGGUUCCUACCAUGCUGUAGCCCUCACACAAUCCCCUUUCACUUGACUAAAUAGGGCAUACAUAAUGGCUGCCUACUAGACUCAAGAUUUGUAUAUCAUGACGAGACGCUCAUGUCUCCCCCCCUAACAAUGGCAGUCGUUGCCCAUAGAAAUGCUUUGGACAGAUUUUGGUGAGGGUGAAAUCUCUUGCUUUGCCUUUUCCUCUGAUAGAAUCUACUGGACGCCUGCAAGGUUGUGUAGGAACAGUGGGCUCCCGAGUGGCGUAAGACACUGCAUCUCAGUGCUAGAGGCGUCACUACAGCCUGUAUCACAACCAGCCGUGAUUGGGCGGCGCACAAUUGGCCCAGCAUUGUCCGGUGUAGGCCGUCAUUGUAAAUAAGAAUUUGUUCUUAACUGACCUGCCUAGUUAAACAAAAUAAAUAUAGACAAUCAAGGAUAUCUUCCCA